This is a messenger RNA of Hipposideros armiger (great roundleaf bat), 2141 nucleotides long. It is a transcript of the gene NFS1, whose product is annotated as NFS1 cysteine desulfurase. NCBI's taxonomy places the organism in Eukaryota, Metazoa, Chordata, Mammalia, Chiroptera, Hipposideridae. Gene Ontology annotation, cellular component: cytosol; nucleus; mitochondrion. Gene Ontology annotation, molecular function: cysteine desulfurase activity; pyridoxal phosphate binding. Gene Ontology annotation, biological process: [2Fe-2S] cluster assembly. The record is from RefSeq and is a predicted model, not a curated record. The coding region runs from base 90 to 1463 and encodes 457 amino acids. The transcript is spliced from 13 exons.
AAUCUCUUCCGGGGCGCUGAGCAAUACUUCCGGGAGUCUGCAGCUGAGGAUUGCAGCUGCUUGGGGCGAGGGGCUGUGCCAUCAGGACCAUGCUACUGCGAACUACUUGGAGGCGGGUGGCCGCGGCAAUGCCCGCCGCUCCCGGGCUGAGACCGGAGGCGCCCACUCGGGGUCUGCGCCUGCGCGUUGCAGACCAUGCUUCCCAGUCUGCUGUUUCCUCAGAUACAGCCACUGCUCCGGAGGUGGAGUCAAUGCUGCGACCUCUGUAUAUGGAUGUGCAAGCUACAACUCCUUUGGACCCUCGGGUGCUUGAUGCCAUGCUCCCUUACCUAGUCAACUACUAUGGGAACCCACACUCCCGGACACAUGCUUAUGGAUGGGAGAGUGAGUCAGCCAUGGAACAUGCUCGCCAGCAAGUAGCAUCCCUCAUUGGAGCUGAUCCCCGUGAGAUUGUUUUCACUAGUGGUGCUACUGAAUCCAACAACAUAGCAAUUAAGGGGGUGGCCAGGUUCUAUAGGUCACGGAAAAAGCACUUGAUCACCACCCAGACAGAACACAAAUGUGUCUUGGACUCUUGCCGUUCAUUGGAAGCUGAGGGCUUUCAGGUCACCUACCUCCCAGUGAAGAAAAGUGGGAUCAUCGACCUGAAGGAACUAGAGGCUGCCAUCCAACCCGAUACCAGCCUGGUCUCAGUCAUGACUGUGAACAAUGAGAUUGGAGUGAAGCAGCCCAUUGAGGAAAUAGGGCGGAUCUGCAGUUCCAGAAAGGUUUAUUUCCAUACGGAUGCAGCCCAGGCUGUUGGAAAAAUCCCACUUGAUGUCAACGACAUGAAAAUUGAUCUCAUGAGCAUCAGUGGUCACAAAAUCUAUGGUCCCAAAGGGGUUGGUGCCAUCUACAUUCGUCGCAGGCCCCGUGUGCGUGUGGAGGCCCUGCAGAGUGGAGGGGGGCAGGAGCGGGGUAUGCGGUCUGGGACAGUGCCCACACCCUUGGUGGUGGGGCUGGGGGCUGCGUGUGAGGUGGCACAGCAAGAGAUGGAGUAUGACCACAAGCGAAUAUCCAAGUUAGCAGAGAGGUUGACACAGAAGAUAAUGUCGAGCCUUCCAGAUGUGGUGAUGAAUGGGGACCAGGAGCAUCAUUACCCAGGCUGUAUCAACCUCUCCUUUGCAUAUGUGGAAGGGGAGAGUCUGUUGAUGGCACUCAAGGAUGUUGCCUUAUCUUCGGGGAGUGCCUGCACCUCCGCAUCCCUGGAGCCCUCUUACGUCCUUCGAGCAAUUGGCACCGAUGAGGAUUUAGCUCACUCUUCUAUCAGGUUUGGCAUUGGCCGUUUCACUACAGAGGAGGAGGUGGACUACACGGUGGAGAAGUGCAUUUACCACGUGAAGCGUCUUCGAGAAAUGAGCCCUCUCUGGGAGAUGGUGCAGGAUGGCGUUGACCUUAAGAGCAUCAAGUGGACCCAACACUAGAAGAGUGGGCCUCUGACUUUGUUCUGGCCUGGCUGCUUCUCCCUCAUCUGCUCAUGCACAGCCGGGGACCUUGUUAUACCCAGUGGGUGCUCCAUGUUCAAACCAGAAUUGGUAUAACCCAGUUGAUUUCAGCAUCAGCCCACCUCCAAGACAGAAACACAAGAAAACUAUGUUUCCCUGGCUUCACCUCCUUUGGUGGGGAACACUUCCCAUUUCUCUCCAGAAAACUGUCUCAGAUUUUAGAGUGAGUAGAUGUCUCACCCUGAAACUGGAGGGACAUUUGUUAUGAUAUAGCUGCUGGACAUGUCUGUAUCCUUGGUGGGGAGAUCCAAAGGAACUAAAAGAAGGCUCUUUGCUCAGGGAACCCAAUGCUGUACAUGGACAUUUGAGUUGACGCUUACUGCUGCUCAGCAAGACUGACUCCUUCAGGCACAAGCAUAAUCAACUAUGAUUUAAUCUUUUUUUGUGGCUCUAAAGACCACCUUUUCAUAUUGACUGUAGACUGAACAGAAACUUUUUAGAAGGCUUAUCUCCUUUCUGUUCUUGUCCUCCUUCCUUUCUUUUGACCUAGCGAGAAAUAUCUAUAUGACUCUACCCAUUAUUCUAAUAAUUUAUGUUUCUUUUUAAAAACUUGUUAAUUUGCAUAGUAGAGAAAUAAAAUCACCUUCCUCUAUGUAC